This is a messenger RNA of Corticium candelabrum, 2014 nucleotides long. Its product is annotated as NHL repeat-containing protein 2-like. The transcript has 4 exons. The record is from RefSeq and is a predicted model, not a curated record. Lineage: Eukaryota; Metazoa; Porifera; Homoscleromorpha; Homosclerophorida; Plakinidae. Gene Ontology annotation, molecular function: protein binding. The coding region runs from base 1 to 1827 and encodes 608 amino acids.
AUGUCCGCCACGUCUGUUAACGUAUCUACUGUUGCUGGCUCUCUACAGGGUGGACAUCGUGACGGGGCAGGAAGAGAUGCUCUAUUCUACUAUCCAAUUGGCUUGGCCUUUACAAAUAGCGGUGAUAUAAUAGUAGCAGACUUCUCUAAUCAUUGUAUCCGUAAAGUGACGUUACCUAGAGGAGACGACAUAACCUCACACGUAGAAACGAUUGCUGGAGUUGCUGGCCAGUGUGGCUACAGAAAUGGGACUGCAGAUCAAGCUUUGUUUAACAAGCCCUGGUCAGUGGCUGUGGGAGAGGACGACACUAUCUACGUGACAGACAGGGGAAACAAUAGAAUCAGAACGGGGCCUGUGUUCAGCCGGAGAAAGAUGGAUCUGGCUAUGCGAGACAAUGCAAAUCUUCAUGGCAGUACUCAGUACUUGGGGACGGACUCAGUCACUGACAUUGAGAGUUUUGUUGCAGAGUUACUUGAACAACCAUAUGAGUGGCGUGAAAUGAUUGUCUUUUCUCUGAAGCAAUCCUCGGGAGUCUUUGUAAGCAUAGCACAUGAGAACCAGAACGAAGGCAUACGUCUGCAGGCAGUGGCAGUGGAUGGGUGUGGCACAGUGAAAACAUUGGCUGGAUCAGGAAACAAAGGAUUAGUUGAUGGGCAGGGAAGUUCUGCUACUUUUACAGAAUUGAAAGAUAUUACUCAAUCAGCAAACAAAUCCAUCUUCUACAUCACUGACCACCACUGUACCCGUACGAUAGAUGUAGAUGGUAAUGUCAUUACUAUUGCAGGACAACAAGGAGCAGGUCUGACUGAUGGUCACUGUAGUGAAGCAAAGUUUGACAGGCCAUGGCAAAUAGCAUGCCGAAGUGGAGAUGAUGAGACAUUGUAUGUUGCUGACUAUUUUAACCAUGCAGUGAGAGAAGUAUCACUCAACACUAGAAAUGUUAGAACAAUUGCUGGUGGCAAAGGUGCAGGGUCUUGCGAUGGAGCAACAGAAUUGGCCACACUAAACCAACCACUUGGAAUUACUAUUGACAGCAAAGGUUGCAUCUUUGUGUGUGAUAAUGGAAAUCAUAAGAUUAGAAUAAUUUCCUCUACCAUGGAGACAAUGACUACUCUAGUGGGAUGUGGUGAGAAAGGUUUAGUAGAUGGCAAUGGUGAGGAAGCAAAACUAAACUGUCCGCGUUGUCUUCUUCUGAACGAGUCAACCCAUACACUUUACUUUACACAGGAUCAUUGCAUUCGUAAAGUUGAUCUCCAACAGUAUUUUAUUCCACCACUACCAAACUUGGAUGUAUCAUUGGGUGAAGAUCAGAUGUUUCUUGUAGACAACAAGGAUUUGGCAGAUGUUGUGUUCCAAGUUGAAGACAAACAAAUCUUUGCUUGUAAAUGUGUUCUAAUCGCUCGCAAUUCUUAUUUUUCUGGUCUCUUCUCAUCUGGAAUGAAGGAAUGCCAUCCUUCAGGUGAUGGACACGUGACCACAAUUCCAAUCCAAGAUGCAAGCUAUGAUGCUUUUCGAGCUCUCAUUGUGUAUCUCAUCACAGACAAGGUGAGUGUGGAUGUGAAUGACUGGAAGAUGGUAUGUCAACUUCUCAUUCUUUCUGAUCGCUUUCUGGUUUCCAAACUGAAGAGUUACUGUGAACAGAUUGUGGCAAGACACAUUAGAGUAGAGAAUGCAGUUGAAGUUCUGUGUUUGUCAGACACUCACAACAUUCCACUGCUGAAAGAACAAGCCAUCACAUUUAUAUGCAAUCAUCUUGGUGUGAUGAGAGGAAGGGCUGAAAUGGAGCAACUGUCAUCUUCUUUACUUUUAGAAAUUAUUCGAAAAUAACAAUCUGAUUUGACAUGUUGUUGUGUUUUUAUUGUUAUUGUUGAAUUUAUUUUUAUGCAUUAGUUGGUUAUUGGGUGUUUUAGUAGCUACAGACAAUCAUACAUGUACUGCAUGUGAUGGCAUGUCAGUGACUGCUCCAUAUGUAUUAGUUGAUUUACAUUUGAAAAGAUUAUGAGUUUGUUGGUCA